Messenger RNA from Solanum dulcamara, 3819 nucleotides. RefSeq names its product formin-like protein 5. The record is from RefSeq and is a predicted model, not a curated record. The coding region runs from base 706 to 3273 and encodes 855 amino acids. The transcript has 6 exons. Lineage: Eukaryota; Viridiplantae; Streptophyta; Magnoliopsida; Solanales; Solanaceae. Gene Ontology annotation, biological process: actin nucleation; actin cytoskeleton organization. Gene Ontology annotation, molecular function: actin filament binding.
UGAACCACCCCUGAGAGGCCAUGCAUGGAUCUCUUCAGCGCCAUUUUCGCUUUCUAUUGUUCAAAGAAAUGGAUUAAACAAAAUUAUGUAGAAUUACAGAGAGCAACAAAAAUGCGAUACAUGAUUGGUGAAUUUUGCUAGCUAUCCAUAAACACAGAACAAAAAAUUUCACUUUUCCGCUCAAAGAAUUAUUUCGGGUCAAUUUCAUGCCCCUCCUUGACCCGCACCCAAUUCUUGUAUGAUUUUUUGUAUUGGAGCAUUUUUUGCUCGAUCUCGUUGCAUACAAAAACCCCAAGUGAAAAAAGAAUUUAUAUUUUUUUUGAUUUUUUUGGGGGCGGGGCCUAGGUUUUGAAUGACAUUGUAGAUUGUAAUUAUUUAUUUUACAAUUUGGGGAGGUGGGUUUGAUUUGUCGAGUUUUUGAUUCGAUUAUUGACGAAGAAGAGUUAUUGAUUUAUUUUUUUUGGAUUUAUGAGUGUUUGAUUUCACUGUAAUUAAGUUUUUUGCAUGAAAAUUGGAGAUGGGUCACAAAGAUUUGUUGUGAUUAAGACAUUUGGAAGUGGAAAUAUUGUUUUUUUUGAAGACCCAUAUAGAGUUGGGAGGUUAAAUGCAGAUUUUUUUUUGAUCUUUUUGUGUGCCCUUUAGGAGAAUUGAGGGUUUGUGGGGUUUAUCUAGAAUCAUUAAUGAAAGACAAUUUCUACUUCUUUGAUGCUGAUUCAAGGGCAAAUGGGUGUGAGAGGAGUAGUUCAUUUCUUUGUGUUCUUUUUUAUGCUUUUGGUAGCAGCACUUGGAAGCAAGGACUCAGAAGAGCAUUUACUUGACAAUCUCAUCAACUCUCCUGAUAUUAACAGGGACAUGGUUGAGCUAUUGUGGUUGAACUGUAGGAUAGAGUUAACAAGUGCUAAUGACGCUGUUGAUCUUGAGUAUUAUGUCGCGGAGGAAGAUUCAAGUGUGAGAGGUGAAGUCCUCCUUAGAAGUAGCUCAGAAAACCAUAACCAUAUCGGUGACUUGCAUCCGCUUGUUAAGCAAGCCCUUUUAGGUUGUUUGAGGGAAAAAAAUCUCUUGUUUCUUAUAUGUGGAGAGAAGGGCUCACCAAAUUGGUAUGCCGGGUGUGUGGAGUUUCUCUCCUCCUGGCACGGAGCUCCUAAACGACGCAAAUUGAAAGCUGCACCUAAGCCUCCUCCUGCCCCUCCUAAUUCAAAGCCAGCUAAAUCACGAGAUCACAAAAACUCAAAAAAGAAAUCUGCAGCUAAAGACAGUAAGAAAAAAAACACGGUUGGAGUUCCUAUUAUAGCGGCUGCUGCCGCCACAUCCAUUCUCAUAACACUUCUGUGCAUAUGCUGUUGUUGUAAGUGCUGUAGGAGAUCCAAAAAGGGGUUGAAUGAUGAGAGGCCUCUUCUUAGCUUAAGCUCGAGUGACUAUUCAUCACACAAAUCAUAUGCUUUAGGAUCUUCAUUCAAUAAUACUGGAAAUCAUUCAUUCAAUAACAAUCCCAAUGAUGAUUCUAAAAUUGAGAUUCGAAGGACGGGACCAGCUGGAAUGCUUCCGCUGAAACCACCCCCUGGUAGGGCGGUUCCUAUUGAAGCUCCUGCCCCACCUGCACCUCCGCCUCCUGCAAAGACAACAACUCCUGCACCUGCUGCACCACCUCCACCACCAGUAAAGCCUUCAUCUGUUGGCCCAAGUCCGUCUACACCUGGACCUCCUCCUCCACCACCUAUGAUGCCUGGUCCUCGAGCACCACCUCGGCCACCUUCCACGGGCUUGAAGCCACCUCGACGUUCGCUUCUUGGACCAAAUGCAUCCACAAGUGCUUCAACUGAGGAAGAAGAUACUGAUGCCAAAGCUAAGCUUAAGCCUUUCUUCUGGGAUAAGGUUCAAGCCAACACUGACCAAUCAAUGGUUUGGCAUCAUGUCAAGGCAGGAUCUUUCCAGUUUGAUGAAGAGCAGAUAGAGACUCUAUUUGGAUUUACCUCUGGUGAAAAAAAGAAGAAUGGGUCAAAGAAAGACUCCCAAGAUGCUUCCAAUCUAUAUAUUCAAAUUAUUGACCAGAAGAAGGCACAAAAUUUAUCUAUUCUUCUUAAAGCCUUAAACGUGACAACUGAAGAAGUUUGUGAUGCACUGAAAGAAGGAAAUGAGCUUCCUGCUGAACUCAUUCAAACUUUGCUAAAGAUGGCACCAACUGCUGAGGAAGAACUGAAGCUGAGGAUCUACAAUGGGGAACUUUCUCGGCUUGGGCAGGCAGAGAGGUUCCUGAAAGCUUUGGUUGAGGUUCCAUUUGCAUUCAAAAGGCUAGAGACAUUGCUUUUCAUGUGCACUCUUCAGGAUGAGGCAUCACUGAUUAAAGAAUCAUUUGCCACCUUGGAGGCUGCUAGCAUAGAACUCCGGAAUAGUAGGCUGUUUCUCAAGCUCCUUGAGGCUGUUUUGAAAACUGGCAAUCGAAUGAAUGAUGGAACGUUUCGUGGUGGUGCACAAGCAUUUAAGCUUGACACGCUUCUGAAAUUAUCAGAUGUAAAAGGAAUAGACGGGAAAACUACAUUGUUGCAUUUUGUUGUUCAGGAGAUAAUCCGCUCAGAAGGUAUACGAGCUGCCCGUGCUUCCAGGGAUCAACGGAGCUUGUCUAGCAUCAAGUCCGAUGAUCUGCUAGAGGAUUUGCCUCAGGAUCAGGAAGAUCAGUAUCGAAAUACUGGUUUACAAGUUGUCUCCGGUUUGAGUAGUGAUCUUGGAAAUGUUAAAAAAGCUGCAAUUCUGGAUGCAGAUAACUUAACGGGCAUAGUGUCCAAACUUGGCCAUGCACUUAUAAAAGCACGCGAUUUCCUAAAUUCAGAGAUGAAGAUCAUAGAUGAUGAAGAUGGGUUUCACCAGACCAUGAAGAACUUUGUGCAGAAUGCUGAGGGUGAUGUCAUGUCAUUACUUGAGGAAGAAAAGCGAAUAAUGGCUCUUGUUAAGAGCACAGGUGAUUAUUUCCAUGGAAAUGCUAGGAGGGAUGAAGGUUUGCGAUUGUUUGUGAUUGUUAGGGAUUUUCUAGUUAUUUUGGAUAAGGUAUGCAGAGAGGUAAAAAAUGCUCCAAGAAAAAUAAAUAGCACACCAAGGAGGGAAAAUGUAACUCUAACAAUUUCAGAAUCCACCCUUUCACAGCGACCUGAUCAAUCCGUUCCUUCACCACAACCUGAUAAAUCCGUCCCUUCAGCACUACCUGAUCAGCGUCAGAAGCUUUUCCCGGCUAUUGCAGACAGGCGAAUUGAUGAUUUUAGUUCAGACGAUGACAGUCCUUAAAUAUAUUUUUCUCAGCAGGUACAAGGGAUCUGAGUACAACAACAACUAUGCCUCAAUCCCUAGCAAGUUGGGGUCGGCCAUUUGGAUCUUUUCUGUCCAUGUCGCUCCAUUUAUUCUCGUCUGAGUCUGAUAACUGCUUAGGGGUCUCCGUGAACGAAGAAAAUGGGAUAAAAUAUUCUUUCAUUUUAGAACCCAGGCAUGGUAGAACUCGGAAGAGAUUGACUCGUUGCUUGGUAGGCUAACUUGAGUGGAGCAGAGACCUGACAAAAGCUACGGUUUCAGAGAUGAUCUGCUACAUGGCUCUGCAUCAAUGUGUCCCUUCUUGCAGGUCCACUUGUACUUAAAAAGUAGUAGCUAGGAUCAUUCUUUUUGUUCUUUGUAAUUAUUUUUUGUCAAUUUUGCUGAUAAUUCUUUGUUCCAAUGAGAGUAGCCCUGUGUCAUUUAUUUAUUCGUAGUGUUUACAAGAAAGAAAAUGUAGAUAGUUUGUUCCGCCACAGAUAAUUAUUUGAAUUUGUCUUUUAAAAAGUUCCCCAAUUUUUCUUGUCA